UGACAGCUCUCUCUCGAUUCAAAGAGUCUCACAUCAUUUCAUCCUUGCUAUAACUAACAACUAAGUGCUUUAAAAAUGUCUAUGUUGUUAUUAAAAAUCUUGCGACAAGCAUUCAAAACAUUCGAUCAAUCCAAUAAAUUGUCUUUCAAUACGAAUUUCGCUAUGCUUAAGCAACUAACGGAGCUAUUAACAUAUUUGGACAUACAGUUUGAGCCACAAGAAUUCGAAACAUUAUUCAAGAAACCUGGACGAGCACCAUGCACGUAUGUGCAUAUUUUGGAAAAUGAUGUUGUAUCCAUGAGUGUAUUUGUGAUGCGUGAAGGUUAUACAAUGCCGCUGCAUGAUCAUCCGUGUAUGCAUGGACUUUUACGCGGUAUUUACGGAAAGCUAAAGGUGCAAAGUUAUACCAAACAACCAUUAAAACCAAAUGAACCGCUGUAUGACCCCAAGGCUUUGGAGGUUUGUGUUAAAGCAAAUGAACCGAAAUUCGUCAGUUCGAGUACAGAAUGCGCAACGCUAACACCCACUGAACGCAAUUAUCAUGAAAUUACCGCCGUUGGUGGCAUGGCAGCAUUUUUCGAUAUACUUAGUCCUCCCUAUGAAGCAGAUAUUCCCAUAUAUGGUAAUCGACGUUGUAACUUUUAUCGUGUCGUUGAACCAAAGCCUAUAUCUACCAUCGGCUGCGACGCCGGCUUAAAUGAAAAGCCAUCAUCAUUGAGCUUACAGCGCAUACCGACACCGCGUAGCUACUAUUGUGAUACUGCUGAAACACCGGAAAAGGUGCUAAGCUACACUUAUCUUUUUACAGAUGAGGAAUACAGUUAAUUGUAAACAUAUAGAUACAUAUUUAAUUAUAGAUGAUAAUGCCAAAUUUUAAUUUAACGUGGAUAUAUGUGUGUGUGUGUAUCUUAAGGAAUCGUUGUAAUCACUUUCAACUUAAAGAUAUUUUCUUACCGUGCUAGAUAUUGUAUGCUUUAAUGGAAUGUAGAGUCUAGACUGUUUAAAAAAAAAAACAUCACAUGUACGGGUGACGUUUUAAUUGUUGAUGUUAAGAAUUAUAAUAAGAAUGACUAUAAAUAAAUUUAUUUGACUUAAAAAUUAAUAAUACAAUACUUCAUGAAUAUAAAACACUUCCGAUUUUUCGCAAUAUAAUGAAUAUGAAUGUUUA
Messenger RNA from Bactrocera oleae (olive fruit fly), 1168 nucleotides. Its product is annotated as 2-aminoethanethiol dioxygenase. Gene Ontology annotation, molecular function: oxidoreductase activity, acting on single donors with incorporation of molecular oxygen, incorporation of two atoms of oxygen. The record is from RefSeq and is a predicted model, not a curated record. NCBI's taxonomy places the organism in Eukaryota, Metazoa, Arthropoda, Insecta, Diptera, Tephritidae. Gene Ontology annotation, cellular component: mitochondrion.